AUGAUAAAUCGUGGUCCACUUACAAAAAGGCUAGAGCAACUGGAGCACGUUGUCAAUGAAAGUGUCGAAGUGGAGCCAGCUUGCAAGCGAGUUAAACCCAACAAUGACGUACAAGACGGCGAUACAACAUCGGAGAUAUUCGAUAAGACACCAACACCAACAACGGCCUCUGUGUUUUUCAUGACACCAAAUUUAGACUGUCAUACCAUAGAAGAAUGGAAUUACUCAGAAAACAUGUUUGUUGAGGCUAUAGAUGACUUUGCUGGACUGCUAACUGCAGAAAAAAAGAAAUCUAUCAGACCAAGAAUAGUUUCAGCUAUUAAACAGGGACCAUACGCUAUCCGAAAAAUUAGUUUUCCCAAAGACUUAAAUGUAUGGCAAGAACAGGUCGUUUCAAAUCUCUUGGCUGAAAGAAUAUACGUGGCUAGUGUACCGUCCUUCCAAGGACGGGAACCUUUGUCGAAAAGAGGAGAUGAGUUUAUUGCGAAACACCUACGCGAGUGCGCAAGAAAUGCUACUUAUACGUCUGCUACUAUUCAGCAUGACAUAAUAGAGAUAACAAUGGAGUAUUUGAGGAACCAAAUUAUUAAUGAAAUUCCAGAGUAUGCACCUUUCUUCACAAUUUUCGCCAAUGAAACAACUGACGUUUGGAAUACUGAACAGCUUUGCAUAUCAAUUCGAUUUGUCGAUGAAACUUGUAGUAUACAUGAAGAAUUUCUUGGAUUUGUAAGUUUAGCACGGACGACAGGUGAAGCUGUGGCCAUAUCAUUCCUCGAAACGCUCCAAACCUGGUCAUUAGAUAUGAAAAAUUGCGGAGGGCAAGGAUAUGAUGGAGCAUGUAGUAUGUCCUCGGCUGCAAGACGUACGCAAGCAUUUAUCAGACAAACGAGCUCCAAAACAGUCUAUACGCACUGUAAUGCACACUGCCUAAAUCUUGCUAUUGUGCAUUUCUGUGAUAUUGUUAUGAUACGAAACAUGAUAAGAACACUUAAUGAAAUAUGUUAUUUUAUCAAGUUCUCACCGAAAAGGCACGAGCUGUUAGCGGUGGUUAUCAACAUUAUAUGCCCUAACACACGCCGGACCACCCUAACUAGUCCUUGCCACACCUGCUGGGUAAAGAGGCAUGAGGCGUGCGAGGUAUUUGACAGCCUCUUCAGAGCAAUUGUUAAGACAUUAGAAGUAAUGGCAAAUGAGCGUGUCUACCUUGACGAGUACGGAUCCUGGAGAUGGGACCAGGAAACGUGCACAAAGGCGAAAGGUUUUCUGGCAGUCGUAACUCAGUUCCAGUUCAUAGUAACGAUGAACACAGUGAUGAAGUGUUUGUCUCUUCUGAAAUCACUAAGUAUGCAACUGUAG
Messenger RNA from Stylophora pistillata, 1356 nucleotides. RefSeq names its product 52 kDa repressor of the inhibitor of the protein kinase-like. The record is from RefSeq and is a predicted model, not a curated record. NCBI's taxonomy places the organism in Eukaryota, Metazoa, Cnidaria, Anthozoa, Scleractinia, Pocilloporidae.